AGCACGUGGGACUCGGCGCUGUCCAGCCGGCCCAGGGAGAGCACACCGCCCCUGGGGCGGAGCGCGCCUGCGCGGGCGGCUGCGGCGCCUCUCCAGCUGCAAACAGCUGGCGCGGGCCCGGCAGCAGCGCGCGCGCUGCGAGGUGGCGAAGAAGCAGCGGCAGCGGCGAGGAGGAGGAGGAGGAUGGAGGCAGCGGGCGGCGGCGGCGGCGUGGUGGUGGAGCCCAUGCCGGGCUACGAGGAGCUGGUGCGGCGCAGCUACGCGAGCCUGGCCGGGGCGCUGCGCGGCUGCUCGGACUGCGGCUGGGAGCGGGCGCGGCGCGCCUGGGCCGAGAGCGUCUGCCUGUCCUGGGGGGAGCCGCUGCUCUGCCUGCUGGGCGCCCUCGCCCUCACCCUCCUGCGCCGCGCCGCCACCCGCCGCCUCUUCCAGCCCUUCGCAGAGUGGUGCCAGUUGCUUCCCAAAGAUGCCGCCAAGAUGCCAGAAAGCGCCUGGAAGCUGGCCUACUACAUGCUCUCCUGGUCCUACAGCGCCUACCUGCUCUUCUUCACCAAUUACCCAUUUUUCCACGACCCUCCUUCAGUUUUUUAUGACUGGAAGAGGGGCAUGGAGGUGCCGCUGGACAUCGCCGGGGCCUACCUGCUGCAAGGCAGCUUCUACAGCCAUUCUAUCUACGCGGCCCUGUACAUGGAUGCCUGGCGCAAAGACUCCGUCAUCAUGCUGGUUCACCACGUGGUCACCUUGAUGCUCAUCGUGUUCUCCUACAUGUUAAGGUACCACAAUGUGGGGAUUCUUGUGCUCUUCCUUCAUGACAUCAGCGACAUCCAGCUGGAAUUCACCAAGCUCAACGUCUACUUCAAGUAUCGUGGCGGAGUCUACCACCAGCUGAACGACAUCAUCUCCAAUGCUGGCUGCAUCUCUUUCAGUGUCAGCUGCAGGUUCUGGUUCCGCCUGUACUGGUUCCCCCUCAAGGUGCUGUACGCCACUUGUCACUCCAGUCUCCGGUCUGUCCCGGAUAUUCCUUUUUACUUCUUCUUCAAUGCUUUGCUGUUUGUCCUCACUCUGAUGAAUAUCUAUUGGUUCUUGUACAUCAUCCUUUUCGUGGCAAAAGUCUUCCUGGGGGAGGUUCGGGAGGUGAACGACGUGCGAGAAUACGACUUGGAUGACGGGAAGAAAGUCGCAGUAGCCGCCAAGAUGAAAGAUGGACCGACCCUCAGCUCCUGGAAGGAAGGGAAACACUUGAAGAACGGGAUGGUGAAAGACAAGCGGUUAUGAUCGACCCGCAGCAGUGUGUGGGGCAAGCCCCAGCCGGCUCUGGAGUCCUGCCCUGCCCUCUUCCGUCCACUCCAGGCCCGUGGUGUGAGCUGCAGAGAGGGAGACGCUCCCGAUGUUGAAGCUGGCAGCGGCUGACCCGCGGGGGUUCGAUCGUCUUGCGUUUGGCUUGGGGCCCGGGUUCCUUUGACAGUGUGUGGGGGUUGAAGCAGUCGGGAGGCCCACGGAGCAGUGCUUUCUCUGGGUUAUUCUGCCGGCAAUAGCACCUUCUCGGCAUUUCACGGAAGCCUGGCAGAUAAGCCCACCACGAAAGUGCCCGCCUGUUCCAGAAAGCAGUUCCUCCCCUGAUCCUCCCCACCACCACCACCACCACCCCACUCCAUCCAUGUGAUGGUGUUGCAAAGACUAGCUCUGCCCUGCGGGGCCUUCUUCAGGGUGGGCCCCAAGCCUGCUUCUUCCUUUCCUCUUGCCUCCAGAGCUUGAUUUGUUCUCAGAGAGGAGGAGGUGGGGUCCCAGCAGAAGCCCAUCAGGAGAGGAGAGAGUGCACACGCACGCGAAUCUGUGAUAUUUUGGGCCUGCUGCUGGCAGCUGAGGACGACUUUUCCCCGCCAUGCCCUGUGUCACUUUUAUCACUGUCCCUUUCCUGUUUGAUAGGUCAUCUUUGCAGACCCUGGCCGGAGAGGGAAAGGGAUGCUGUGUCGUAUCUCAGGGGUGCGUUUCUUCCCCACACUGAGAGUUCAGUUGUGCAUAUUAUGAAAAGCCUUCUCAGAGGACAGGUGUAGCGGUUGAAUAGAGCCUCCAUUUUCAAGAGUAGUUUACCUCUGAAUAUCGCUAUACUGGGUAGCCACAGCAGCUGAGGGUGUUGCUAUUGAAUCUGUAGGCAUCUGGCAGCCAUGAUAGUUAGAUGGAGCUUCCAUAUGCACCAGCUGUUUGGGACAAAACGGAGAGCAUUGUUGCCUUUGUGUCCUGCUCGUAGGCCCUUGGCUAGUCACACAGGAUGUUGGAUUUAGAUGGGCCUUGGGUCUGAUCCAGCAAGAGAGUUCUACCAGUAGAUUCCACCCACAGUGGAGCCUCCAUGUUCAGGAAUUGCAUACCCCUAAAUAGUAGAUGCUGGGGGUCUUUGAGAGCACACUACUCUCGACUCCUGCCCCCGCUUUUAACCACUCACCAUGACAUUUGGAACACACCCACCUCUAGCUUCUGAGGCUGCAGCAGACACUGCUGACACACUUCUGAGCAUGUACUAAGGACCAGCUUCUUGCCUUUUUAAUUAUUUUUUAAAAGCAAACUCAGAUUCUGCAACAAAUAUGCUAUUCUGUGCUUGUCCUGUGGAAUCAUUUAUUUAUUAUUUAUUUAUCAAAUUCUGUAUGCCGCCCCAAACUUUUGUGUCUGAGCAGUUUACAGCAACAUAAGACAAGUUAAAACAGAGGAAGUGAAAACCGUAAAACAGUUUAAAAUCACAGUCAAAUUAAAAAGCUUGGGAAAAGAGAUAAGCCUUUUUAGAAGUUGUUAGAGAUGGGGAGGCUCUUAUUUCAGCAGGGAGCACAUUCCAGGGGGAAGCAACAGAGAAGGCCCAGCCCUGAGUAGCCACCAGACGAGCCAAUGGCAACUUCAGACGGAUCUCUUCGAAUGAUCUCAACAGGCUGUGGGACUCAUGGCAAAGAAGACGUUCUCUUAAAUACUCUGGGCCUAAGCUAUUUCGGGCUUUAUAGGUUAUAACCAGCACUUUGUAUUUUGCCUGGAAAUGUAUCGGCAGCUAGUGUAGCUCUUUUAUAGUAUAGGAAUAAUAUGGUCUCUUCGAGAUGACCCAGAGAUAGGGAUGUGUAUAAAACCGAAAAAGCCGGUUCAGUCCGAGUCCAUUUCAGACUCGAGCCGACCUGGCCCAGUUUGAUUCCGUGCACACUCAAACCAGAUCCGGUUCAAGUUCGGACUCGGCCUGUUCAAAAGGCUCGGAGGCCUGCUGGUCAAGGAGAAUCGUGUAAGGUUUCCCCUUUACCAAUAAAGGGCAAGGGGGCGGGCAGGGAGACUUCCAUAGAAGUAGAGCUGGCGGAAGGGAAGUAAAAAGGUAUUUUAGAAGUACCUUUUCGGGAAAGGUACUUAGAGGUAAAGGUAAAGUGUGUCGUUGAAUUGGUGUUUUCUUCUGGAGCCCACAGAGCCCUGUGGUUGUCUUUGGUAGAAUACAGGAGGGGUUGACCAUUGCCUCUUCCCACGCAGUAUGAGAUGAUGCCUUUCAGCAUCUUCCUAGAUCGCUGCUGCCUGAUAUAGGUGUUUCCCAUCGUCUGGGAAACAUACCAGCGGGGAUUUGAACCGGCAACCUCUGGCUUCUAGUCAAGUCAUUUCCCGCUGCGCCAAAGUACCCCCCCCCCCAUUUAAUAGCAAAGGGGAAUCCAAGCUGGCUCAGUUCGAAUCGGGGCCUGUUCGGUCAAACCUUGGACUGAACUGGGCCCGGUUCAGCACGACCCAAGCCCUUUAAGCCGAGACUCAAGCCUGGCUCGAUUCAAGUUGGCUCGCACACCCCUACCUAGAGACCAACCUGGCUACAGAGCUCUGGUGGUAAAUAAAUAACUAUGCUCAGUCCUCAGACCAAAUCUGUUCUGUGGCUACGGUAUCCCUGUGGGCUCUGGAAACUGGCAAGAAACCUGUGGAGCUGUGUAUCUUCCAGGUCCUUGACCAACAAAACUAAGCUCUGCUCUGUUGGGUGUUUCCCAGAAGAAAAUGAAGGUUGUAGAAUGAUUAAAUGUGAACGUGUGUGUUUGUGUUGUUUUUUAGUGGGAACAUUUUUUUAAAGUACAGGCUUUAGGAGCUACACUAGAUUCUACGUUGGGAAAUUUUGAUUUUUGAAGGUCAGAGGUUAAUAGAAGUUUGGGGGCAGACAAAUAGGUCAAGCCCUCUCCCUUUCUGUCCCUCUUGCGUGGCCAAAAACCCGUGUGAGGCACGUUGGAAUCUCCCAGCAUCUAAGUGUGUGGAAUCGCCCUGAUUUCACAUAUGGGGUACAAAUGGGAAUAAUCAAGGUAUUAUGUGAUCUUUUCUGGCUUUAGCCUCAGCUGGGGCACAAACAUGUGGGUUUUGACUCCUCAAAGGAGAUUUUGUAAUUUUUAAAUUAUUAAAAGCUGCUUUGGGUCCAGCUGAUAUUAACAUGGAGGUGUCUUCCUGUUUGGUGUGUGGACAGAAUUAACAAAUCCAGUUUCAAGUUUGCCUCGUCUCCUGACACUGUCCUAACAUGAUCUUGCUUCCGAUCUCACAGGGGCGAAUCACACACUCAUGUCUGGUUUUCGUGUUAUUUACAUGCCAAUUAUUUUGUGGAGGGAUUCUCAUUAAAGUUAACACGUCUUGUAAGA
This is a messenger RNA of Hemicordylus capensis (graceful crag lizard), 4607 nucleotides long. It is a transcript of the gene CERS1, whose product is annotated as ceramide synthase 1. Gene Ontology annotation, cellular component: membrane. The record is from RefSeq and is a predicted model, not a curated record. The transcript has 7 exons. The coding region runs from base 184 to 1272 and encodes 362 amino acids. Lineage: Eukaryota; Metazoa; Chordata; Lepidosauria; Squamata; Cordylidae. Gene Ontology annotation, molecular function: sphingosine N-acyltransferase activity. Gene Ontology annotation, biological process: ceramide biosynthetic process.